AUGAUCCGGCUUCAGAUUCCUGCGGGAGCACUGGUGGAGCUGAGUUCCGUAUAUGCACAGGAUGGCCCCCCGGGCGAGCGCCCCGAGCACCACCUGGGUCGCGUCAUGGCGCUGGGCCCCGGCAGCGCUGCCGCCCCCGACACGGCCUACAUGCAACCCCUCCUGGCCCACAAUCUGGGUGCAGCACUGGACACGAGCCUCCUCCUGUGCCCCUCAGGCGCCCGCCCCAACGUGCGUAUUGCCCGGUCGCCGCUGGACGCGGUGCCGGCUGCGGCCUCCGUCUCGCUCGCCCCCGUGGCCGUCCCGGCCUCCGACGUGCUGACGCUGCACGGGGAGCGGCCGGGGGAGGAGGGCGGGGCGCCCGACGACGGCGCCGACGACGACGGCGCCGAUGUCGUGGCCCUGCUGCAGGCCCACUUCCUGGCGGCCCCCCGCGUCGUGGCACGCGGCGACCUGCUGGCCCUGCCGCGAGCCCGCGCCCCGGAGCCCGGGCUGCUGCUGGACGCGCUGCACGGGCGGGCCGCGGUGCCGGGUGAGGAGGGGAGGCCCCGGGCCGGUGGCGCACCCAUCCUGCUCCGGGUGACGGCUGUGCAGCCAGGCCCCGGCCCAGCGCUCUUCGUCCCCGGCACCACCGAGUCUGUCCUGGAGGGGAGCGCCAGGUCCUCCGCGCCCCCCAGCGUGCUGGGGUUUCCCAGGUUGCAGGAGGGCGCCCCCCUGGCCCCCGCCGCGGCCGAGCUGGCGCGGCUGCUGGCCGGCGUGGCGCACCCGGGGUCCAGGCGCACGCCGCUGCGCCUGGCGGCGCUGCUGCACGGCCCGCCCGGCGCCGGUCGGCGCAGCGCGUGCCUCCGCGCGGCCGCCGCGGCGGGGUUCCAUGCCCUCCAGGUCAGCGCGCACAGCAUCCGCUCCCCCGACAUCCCCGAGGACAAGGCGCUGGAGGCGCUGCGCUCCGCCUUCACCAUGGCCACUGCCUUUGCGCCCGUGCUGCUGCUGCUGCGGGACCACGUGGGCCAGCACACCGCGGGGCUGACGCAGCGGGAGCUACGCGCCGUGGCUGCCGGCGCGGCCGUCGACGCCCUGGCCGACCGCCUGCCCGUGCAGGCCGUCCUGAAUGGGCGCACGACGACCUCGGCGAAGGGAGUUGGUGUGGCGAGCACAACUGCAGAACAGCCCCAGCUUGCCGGGGCCGAGGCCCGCGGCGACAAUCAGUCCCUGGACAUCACGCGAGAGGCGCUGCAGCGCGCCGUCGAGCGGGUCCGGACCAUGGCUGCCUCGGAUGUAGGGGCGCCUAAGAUCCCCUCGGUGAAGUGGGAGGAUGUGGGGGGCCUGGAGGACGUGAAGAGAGCCAUCCUGGACACAGGCACGGGCAAGACUCUGCUGGCCAAGGCUGUGGCAACAGAGUGCUCCAUCAAUUUUCUCUCUGUCAAGGGCCCAGAGCUGGUCAACAUGUAUGUCGGAGAGAGCGAGCGUCAAGUCCGACAGGGAGGUUCAGGAGAGGGUGAUAUCUUCCUGAUAGGAGCAACAAAUCGCCCCGACCUCUUGGAUGCUGCGCUGCUGCGACCAGGGAGACUGGACAAACUCCUCUAUGUUGGCAUUGCUCCUGAGCCGUCUUCCAAGCAAAAGGUGCUGGAAGCCCUCUCCAGAAAAUUCACGAUGGAUGCAGACGUGGACCUUGCAGCUGUCGCUGAGGCCUGCCCCCCGCAGUUCACGGGCGCUGACAUGUAUGCGCUGUGCUCGGAUGCGUGGAUGACAGCGUUCAAGCAGCACAUCUCUCAGCUUGGAGGCUUGCCGGCUGGUGGGAAUGGCAAUGCGUCGGCCAUCAUGGUCCGACAGGCAGACUUCCUGCAGGCAGCCACCACGCUCCAGCCCAGUUUGGGCGAGGAUGAGAUUGCCAAGUAUGAAGCUCUCAGAGACCAGUACGAAGGCGGAGCUGCUCGGCACUGA
Auxenochlorella protothecoides is the source of this 1941-nucleotide messenger RNA. RefSeq names its product Peroxisome biogenesis protein 6. The record is from RefSeq and is a predicted model, not a curated record. Gene Ontology annotation, cellular component: peroxisomal membrane; cytosol. Gene Ontology annotation, biological process: protein import into peroxisome matrix. Lineage: Eukaryota; Viridiplantae; Chlorophyta; Trebouxiophyceae; Chlorellales; Chlorellaceae. The transcript has 6 exons. Bases 1 to 1941 code for a protein of 646 amino acids. Gene Ontology annotation, molecular function: ATP hydrolysis activity; ATP binding.